Annulohypoxylon truncatum is the source of this 1774-nucleotide messenger RNA. RefSeq lists its product as uncharacterized. The transcript is spliced from 5 exons. Lineage: Eukaryota; Fungi; Ascomycota; Sordariomycetes; Xylariales; Hypoxylaceae. The record is from RefSeq and is a predicted model, not a curated record. The coding region runs from base 538 to 1602 and encodes 354 amino acids.
CUCGUGGACUUGGCAAUCUGCGUCCUGCAGUGCUCGCUGCAUCCAGCUUUCCCGACCAGCGACUGCUCCUAUCCUUACCUUAUCCAAUCUGUUUCCUCCACCCGCUAAUCCUUGCUCUAUCUGCCCUGCUUUCGUACCCUGUUAGCCUGCCACCCACACCACACAUACCACCUUUAAGGCCUGUCUAUCCCUUCUACUCUCUUCCCCGUCCGUUCGCUCGUGCUUCUUCUCUUUUUUCGAGAUUUGGCGGUCCCAUACUACAUCGUGAACCGUGCCUUCCUCCGCCUCUCUUUAAGGCAUUGCAGUUCUACGAUAUCGUUUAGUCGUUUGUUACAGGCUUGUUUCCGAAGCCAGUAACAGUUCGGGAAUCCCGCUCCUUCAAUUGAGAACUGUUCGAUCUGUCAUGGCAAUUAUCGAGAGCACCAUUCUCGGUUGCCUGUGACGUUCAUGCAGUCAUUUUCUCAGGUUGUUUGACUGGUAUUCAAGACAACUUCGUUCGCUACGUUUUGAUCCUCAGAUAUCGAACAUCUCCGAACCAUGCCUUUUACUAGCCGGACUAUGGUCUUCUUAGGCCUCUUGGUCUUCGUGGCCAAUAUACACCUUGCUGCAGCCCUCGAUAUGGCUUAUUGCGCAAGUAUCAAUACAGCCUCUACAAAUGCUAACUCAAGUACAUUUCAAUCCGAUGGGCUCUGUUACGGCUUCUGUGUGGAUAGCUUUGCAUAUGCUGUUGUUCAAGACAAAGAUUGUUGGUGCACUAAUUACACACCCGACGAGUCGACCACAGAAGACACUAGCAAAUGUAGUUCGAGUUGUCCCGGGUACCCAUCCGAUACCUGCGGCGGCGACGGACUAUAUGGAUACAUGUCCUUAAGUAUACAGCCUUCGGGCACCAAGGGUAGCGGCAGCAGCACCAGCUCAACUUCCACUCAAGACCCAGCUACGGAGACCAUACACAAUACGGUCACUGUCACUCCUACAGCUUCUUCUCCUUCCUCUUCUUCAACAGUUCCCUCGACGACGACGACUGUUUCUGAUUCAUCAGGAAGUACCGCAACGACGGCUACGACCCCGACUGUAUCCGUCCAUACAGUUACCGCAGGCGGUACAGUCAGUCUUCAAACGGUUACUGUAGCUCCGACAUCGACGACUGGAGCUGGUACUUCAUUGGCUGGCGACUCGAGUGGAACGAACACCAGUCAGCAUGGGCUUUCGACAGGUGCGGCAGUUGGUGUUGCGAUUGGCGUGCUGGGUGUCGUGGCCAUUGCCAUAGCAGUUGGCGUUUUCUUAUGGCUCCGACGCAAGAGACGAGGACAAGGCGAUGCCCUCGCAGAUUCGCCCGGAAGCCAUCGGGGAAGCUCGGCGGGAAUGAUGAGCACGCCGACCACAGCGAUGGCCUCAGUAUGGGAUGGCGAUAAUACCUCGUCGGGUCGGAGGAAUAGUCGAUACAUGCCACACGAUCCUCGCAUGGACCCAUACGCCGCCAAUAUCUAUAGUCGGUUCGAAAACAAGAGUCACGAGAGUAUCAACACACUACAAGACAACCACGACUACUCUCGAAAAGUGCUUCGAACUACAAACCCAGACCCAGUUGAUCCAGAAUGAGGAGGGUGGGGUUUUACUCAGGACGGAUAGUAAAUCGUUUUUUUUAACAAAAAUACUUAAUGAUGCACACGAUUUUUUUCGGUCGGGUUCAACAUUGGUCCAGUCAUUUGCAUUGCAUUUUCGAGAUACCAGGCCGGCGUUUUUAGGAGAAUGAGACUCUAGGACAAAGUCG